AUGAAAGAGAAAAAAGUUCGCAUAGACUGGACGUCAGGUUGGGCUCCUAAUUACCGACAUGACGAUAUCAGUCAAAGUUCUUUUAUAUGUGAUUUCUGUAUUGAGCCAACGGAUGUGAAAGACAUAUUCAAGAUAAGGGGUUGCAACCAUUUUUACUGUCGUGAAUGCGUUGUUAAAUUCAUAGUGUCCAAGCUCCAAGACAAAGUCACAAACAUUAAGUGCCCCGUACCAGGCUGCAUGGGCAUGCUAGACCUUGAGUACUGUCGGAAAAUUCUGCCAAACAGCGUCUUUGAUCGGUGGCGCAAUGCCGUGUAUAGGAAAAUGAUUAUGGAAUCUAAGACUCACAAGUACUUCUACUGCCCCUUCAAGGAUUGCUCAGCCAUGUUAAUAUAUAAGAAUGACAUGAAACCGAGUUGGUGGCUGUGUUCUCGUUGCAAAGGAGAGAUCUGCGCUAGUUGUAAGGUUCCUUUGUUGGAGUAUGAGUAUGAGUUUGACAUAUUGAACCGAGAGCAAUUGUGUUUUGCUAAAGAGGAGAAGGCUAAUAGUUCCAAGGCUGCAAUGGCUUCUUCUUCUGCAUCGAGUUCUGCAGGAUAUGGUUGCGCCGAGUUUCAAAAACUAAGCAAUACCAAGGGUGGUCGUGAAUCUGGUGAUGAGGAUAAGAAGGUGGACGAGCUCGCCAUGAAAAACGAGUGGAGGAGGUGUCCAGGUUGCAAAUACUAUGUUGAAAAAUCUGGGGGGUGCGACGUCAUAAACUGCUGGUCAGAUACUUCUGCAUCUUACUAUUUUUCUUGA
Molecule: messenger RNA, 792 nt
Organism: Pyrus x bretschneideri (Chinese white pear)
Lineage: Eukaryota; Viridiplantae; Streptophyta; Magnoliopsida; Rosales; Rosaceae
Product: E3 ubiquitin-protein ligase RNF19B-like
Exons: 3
Coding region: 1-792 (263 amino acids)
Biological process (GO): protein polyubiquitination; ubiquitin-dependent protein catabolic process; positive regulation of proteasomal ubiquitin-dependent protein catabolic process
Cellular component (GO): cytoplasm; ubiquitin ligase complex
Molecular function (GO): ubiquitin conjugating enzyme binding; zinc ion binding; ubiquitin protein ligase activity
Source: RefSeq, a predicted model, not a curated record